UUUCAAAUGCUACCGCGAAGACUGUUUGGUUUUGCUCGCUUACCUGCACUUCGUGCACCAACUCUACUUCCUACAUUCAGACCAACCCGUAAUCUUCCUCUCACCAAUGCGCCGCGCUCUUCCCAAUCUCGUCUCUUUCAACACUUUCCUGCUCGUCUAAAUUCCCCCCCUUCGUCAGAACCUUUGCCAGCCGAUGCGACGAGGAUGCAGCGUCUCAAACACCUGUUCAAGUCAUACGGGUUCUACGCUCUCGGGGUUUACCUCGUCAUCAGCGUUUUCGACUUUGGGCUUGCGUUCGGGCUCAUACACCUCAUUGGUGCCGAUUACGUCGAACAUCUUACGAAAGUGUCUAAGGACUUUGUGCUUGGUUACAUCAGAAACAACAAGCCGCCAGAGCCAGGUCUUGAACAAGUGGAUCCAGCGCCUAGAAGUGGUCAGGAGGGGAUUUACGCGAUGCUGCUGCUUGCCUAUGGGGUUCACAAGACACUCUUCCUACCGCUCCGCGUUGGACUCACUGCAUUUCUCACCCCGAGUCUGGUCCGUUGGUUGAGACAGCGUGGUUGGGCUGGAAGUGCAGGAACAAAGAGGGCAGCUACCCAAAUACGAGAACGGCUGAGGAAGACAACGAGAGACGAUUGA
Messenger RNA from Mycena indigotica, 639 nucleotides. RefSeq names its product DUF1279 domain-containing protein. The transcript has a single exon. Bases 7 to 639 code for a protein of 210 amino acids. NCBI's taxonomy places the organism in Eukaryota, Fungi, Basidiomycota, Agaricomycetes, Agaricales, Mycenaceae. The record is from RefSeq and is a predicted model, not a curated record. Gene Ontology annotation, cellular component: mitochondrion.